UAUCGAUAUCACCUUUAUAAAAUUUAAAAAUAUACUUGGAAUUCGUACGAUUAAAUUCGAUCAAGUUAUUGAUAUAAUCUUAGAUUACUUCUCAGAUAACAAAAAAGACAAUAAACCCCUUUUUAUAAUUAACAUUGAUGAGACAAAUGCACUAUUCAGGAAUGGACAUACCGGAUGGCUCAGGACAGUUCUUCAGGCUCUUGCAAGAGUCAUAUCAAAUGGUUAUUUUCUUUUUAUUGUGCUAACUGGAACACACGCAAACGCGUUGUUUGAUGUAAUAGAAUCAUCAAACGCGAAAAUUGAAGACAUAACUUUACCACUGUUGAAAACUGAACAUGCUAAAGAAGUUAUAUUAGAUCUUGCUAACCGGGGAGUGAAUGAUGAGACAAAAAGGAUCAAUAAGAUUUCUACCUAUCUGGAGUAUAUAAUCGAACUUCUAGGUGUUGUCGGUCAUUUUCUAAAAGUCAUGAUAUUUCAAAUGGGUAUCAUUGGUACAGCCGUUGAGUGUAAUGAAUCUACGUAUAGGAUGAAAUUUUAUCAAAGUGGAUUACGAUACUUCCUUCAAAAUUGUCAAUAUGAAACGGAAACUUGCCAAAGACUUCUUGAUGCAUUGAAAAAACAAAUCAGUAUAAAGUAUUCCCGGUACUUUGAAAUUUUUAUGGAGAAUGAAAAUCUUGAACUUAUCCCUAUUUUAACAGCCUACACCAUAUUUGAGUGGCCUGUUGAUCGGUCAACUACAUUUGGUAUUAAGCAGCGUAAAGUUGAAGAUUUGGAGAAAGAUGAGAUUAUUUUUCUAGAAGGAGAUUAUAAAAAGAAGAUAAAGCUCCCCUUUCUUACUCUCCAUGAGAUUUUUUCUAGUUGUAACACUUUCAAAAUUCCACAAAUCAAGAUUCUCGAUACUCUGAGCAAUGCAUUAUCUCCAGAUCAAAAUGAAUAUUUGACAAUUUUGAAAGAUAUAUCCCUUAUAUUUAAACCUAAAUUUCUUGUCCAAUCAACAAAUAAGAAGAUUGAUCAAAAGAAUUGGAAAGAUUUUGUUAGAAAUCGGUCAUCAAAAUGUAUUGCUUAUCACAAUCUCCAGGGAGCUGAAUUUGCGGAUUCAUUCUUACUUACCAAUCCACCCAUCUUUAUUCAAGAUAAACAAUUGGUGAUUAAUCGUAAAAAAUUGAUAGAUGGAUAUGAGCCAAUUAUGUUAGCAAAAGGGCUUGUGAAGGAAGAAUACGAUAAGUGUAGAAACAUUAGAUCUCAUAUCUUUCU
Funneliformis caledonium is the source of this 1254-nucleotide messenger RNA. Lineage: Eukaryota; Fungi; Glomeromycota; Glomeromycetes; Glomerales; Glomeraceae. The record is from the annotation of a GenBank genome assembly.